Messenger RNA from Saccoglossus kowalevskii, 662 nucleotides. Its product is annotated as peroxisomal sarcosine oxidase-like. Lineage: Eukaryota; Metazoa; Hemichordata; Enteropneusta; Harrimaniidae. The record is from RefSeq and is a predicted model, not a curated record.
AUGUCCACUUGGUUCGGUGACGACCUUAUCUUCUGUGAUUCGAAUAUUCGGCAUUCAACACCUCUUCAGCCUGGUGUAAAAGUAGUUCGUAUUGAUUACCAUGACGAUGACUAUAUACCGUUGGUUCGUGAUUCUUAUACAACAAUCCAAGACGUAGAGCGUGAGUCAGGUCUCAAGUUAAUACACAUCACAGGCGAGAUAAUGAUGGUGAAGAAAGACGAUCCUAGAUCGGAAAUACUCGGUGCUUACGAAGAAGCUAUGACAAAGGCAAAUCUAAAGUAUGAAAUAUGGAAUCAGAACGAAAUUCAACGUCGAUUCCCACAAUUUUGUUUGGAAUCCAAUGUUGUUGGUCUAUACACAAAGGACAGUGGUUUGGUGGAUGCUGCAAUGACUAACGCUGCACAUAUACAACUAGCACGACGUAAUGGCGCAACCAUUGAAGAGAAUUGCCAAGUUUUGAAAAUGGAGAAAGAUAAAGAUGGGGUACAUGUACUGGUGCAUACAACAAAGGAUAUGUUUUGCGCUCGUCACGUGAUAGUUACUGCUGGUGGAUGGACCAAUCAAGUACUGUCAUCGUUGGAUAUCAAGUUACCUCUCACUAUCACACAAGAACAAGCAACGUUUGUUGCCACUCCCAAUUUGAAAGACUUUACUAAGAACAG